AUGAAGUUCUCCAACUCGCUUUUCUCCGCCGCGGCCGGACUAGGCCUCCUGGUGCAGGCCCAAGCCGCUGCUCUCGCCGGGCCUGUGAACCGCAACGCAUCUACUUCUGCGCGCAGGCUCCUGACCUAUCUCAACAAGACCACAAGCAACGGUACCACGCUCUCCGGCCAACAGGAACUUGAAGAUGCCGAAUGGCUGGCCCAAAACGUGGGUCACUCCCCCGCAGUCCUGGGAGUCGACUUGAUGGACUACUCGCCAUCAAGGGUGGAGCUCGGUGCCAAAUCCCACGCUGUCGAAGACGCCAUCUCAUACUCCAAGCGCGGCGGCAUCAUUACUAUCUGUUGGCACUGGGGCUCUCCCUCCGGAUCGAACACCUCGACCCCGGACGCAUGGUACAACAACUUCUACACCGAGGGCACCACAUUCAACCUCUCUUCGGCCAUCCAGCCAUCGUCUCCCGAUUACAAGCUGCUAGUCCGUGACAUCGACGCUAUCGCCAAGCAGCUCGCCCGGUUUAACGACACCCCCAUCCUUUUCCGUCCUCUUCAUGAGGCUGAUGGCGGCUGGUUCUGGUGGGGGGCAUCCGGCCCUGAGCCUUGCAAGGCUCUUUACUAUCUGCUCUUCGAUAGACUUACCAGGACUCACGGCCUUAACAACCUCCUCUGGGUGUGGAACUCUAAAGUACCUGAGUGGUACCCCGGGAACGACUUUGUGGAUGUUGUCAGCGUCGAUGUUUAUGCAGACAAGGGCGACCAUUCAUCGCAGAUUGCCGAUUACAGAGCUCUUCAGAAUCUAACUGGCAACUCUACAAAGCCAAUUGCACUAGGCGAGGUUGGAAACAUCCCUGACCCUGAGCAGAUGCACAAGGACGGUGCGAAGUGGGCGUACUGGCUUACAUGGAACGGGGACUUUAUCCGCGGCGAGGACAAGAACCCUUCCCAGUUCAAGAAGAAGGUCUAUUCUUCCAGAUUUGUUGGUACCUUGGAAUAG
Aspergillus puulaauensis is the source of this 990-nucleotide messenger RNA. RefSeq lists its product as uncharacterized. Lineage: Eukaryota; Fungi; Ascomycota; Eurotiomycetes; Eurotiales; Aspergillaceae. The transcript has 2 exons. The record is from RefSeq and is a predicted model, not a curated record. Bases 1 to 990 code for a protein of 329 amino acids. Gene Ontology annotation, molecular function: mannan endo-1,4-beta-mannosidase activity. Gene Ontology annotation, biological process: substituted mannan metabolic process.